AACAGAAAGAUUCACAUGGCAAACAUUUCAUGCCCUAAUAAUUACAGGGCACAUGUAGCAGCAGUUCCUUUAUAUAAAGUUUUCCCUCCCCAGCAAAGUAAAGCAGUAGUCUGCCUUUCUAGGUUUCCUUUAAAAAUGGAUCUCAAUAUGAGUGUUUCAGCAAUAGGACUCACAAUCUUUUUGUUUACUGUUCUGCUGUCGUUUCUAUUAGGAUGGGCGAGAAAAAACAAUGGGAGAUUAUCUUUGCCAGGACCAUUUGCGCUGCCCAUCAUAGGAAACCUCCAUCAGCUGGGAGCUCUUCCUCACCGCGGUCUGCAGAGGCUGGCUGAGAAACAUGGGCCAAUCAUGUUGGUGAAGAUGGGUUCUGUUCCCGUUGUGGUUGCGUCUUCUUCUCAGGCGGCCAAGCAGUUUCUGAAAACCCAUGACUUGAAUUUUGCCAGCAGGCCGGCUACUGUCGCUGGAAAAUACUUGUUUUACAAUCGCAAGGACCUCGUGUUUGCCCCCUACGGAGCUUAUUGGCGAAAUAUAAGAAAGAUUUGCAUGAUGGAGCUCCUGAGUGCCCAGAGAGUCGAGUCCUUCAAAGGUGUGCGGGACGAAGAGGCGUUUGCGAUGGUCCGAUCGAUCUGGGAGAAGAGUGAGCAGGGCAGAAAGGGCGUAGAUGUCAGCCACAGCGUUGCCUGCUAUACCUCCGACUUGAUGUGGCGGAUAUUGACGGGGAGAACAAAUGCCGACCGCCUCUCUGGCGGCACAACGUUUGAGGAACUGGUUUGGGAGGGUAAUGAGUUGAUGGGUGCUGUCAAUAUUGGCGAUUUCAUUCCUUGUUUGGAGCUGCUGGACUUGCAGGGGCUGAGACGACGCACGGAGAAUGUCCACCAGCGGUUGGACGCCGUCUUUGACAAAAUAAUAGAUGAACAUGUGAAGCGCAAGGGGAGGCGCGGCGUGAAGGAGGAAGAUGAGCGACAGAAGGAUCUGGUUGACGUGCUUGUGGACAUGGAAAUCACAGUAGAAGAAAAGAAGGCUAUCCUUAUGGAUAUGUUUCUUGCGGCAAUUGAGUCAUCUGCAUCUACAGUGGAAUGGGCAAUGAGUGAGCUAUUGAGAAACUUACAUGUGAUGAAAAAAUUGCAAGAAGAAAUUGAUUUUAUAUUAAAAAAAGAUGAGAAACUAACAUCUUCUCAUAUUGUAAGCAUGGAAUACUUGCAUUGUGUGGUGAAAGAGACAUUGAGAUUAUAUCCAAUAGGUCCUUUGCUCAUUCCUCAUGAGUCUACUAAAGAUAGUAUUGUGGAAGGACCUCAUCAUGACUAUUUCAUACCAGCAAAAACAAGGCUUAUUAUUAAUGCUUGGGCAAUAGGAAGGGAUCCAAAAGUAUGGAAAGAUCCCUUGGAAUUUAGACCUGAGAGAUUUAUGGGUAAAAAUUCUGAUAUGAUAAUAGAUCCAGAAUUAAGCAUGAUUCCUUUUGGGGCAGGAAGGAGAAGUUGCCCCGGUGCUUCCAUGGCCAUUGCCAAUAUGAAGAUUGCAUUACUAUAUCUCGUUCACUACUUCAAUUGGAAAUGUGAAGGGGAGUUAGACAUGGAAGAAUCUUUUGGAAUCACCAUUCCCAGAAAAGUGCAUCUAUUUGCUAUUCCAACUUGGAGGUUAAAGUGAAUGAACAAUUCUACCUUAAAAUUUAGUCACUAUACAAAAUGUUCAUUACCUUUUCACUCAAAUUAUGUAAAACUUAAUUCUUAUAAAUAAAUAUUCUUCUCAUUAUGAGAUGAAUACAAAAUGUAUAUAUAUUACAAUAAGUUUGAUUUCAAUAUUUCCAGUAUUUUAAUUCUUCA
This is a messenger RNA of Cryptomeria japonica (Japanese cedar), 1817 nucleotides long. Its product is annotated as cytochrome P450 750A1. The record is from RefSeq and is a predicted model, not a curated record. NCBI's taxonomy places the organism in Eukaryota, Viridiplantae, Streptophyta, Pinopsida, Cupressales, Cupressaceae. The transcript is spliced from 2 exons. Bases 16 to 1641 code for a protein of 541 amino acids. Gene Ontology annotation, molecular function: heme binding; iron ion binding; oxidoreductase activity, acting on paired donors, with incorporation or reduction of molecular oxygen.